Messenger RNA from Orycteropus afer afer, 785 nucleotides. The record is from RefSeq and is a predicted model, not a curated record. NCBI's taxonomy places the organism in Eukaryota, Metazoa, Chordata, Mammalia, Tubulidentata, Orycteropodidae.
CUCAUGGAUCGCAGCGCAGAGUUCAGGAAGAGGAAGGCGCAAUGUCUGGGCAAAGCGGACCUCAGCCGGAAGGGCAGUGUGGACGACGGCGUGGUAGAACUUGUGCAGCUGCUGAACAGUCAAGAUCAGUUUUUCACCACCAGCUCCUGCGCGGGCCGCAUCCUUCUCCUCGAUGGGGGUAUAAAUGGUUUUGCAGUUCAGAAACAAAACUGUUGUUGGCUACUGGUUACACACAAACCUUGUAUAAAAGAAGAUGUGCAUUCAGCAGCAAUAGAGUGUGGUUUCAGAAACUCUGGCAUAACAGUAGGAAAGAGAGGAAAGACUAUGUUGGCUGUCCGAAGUACACAUAGCUUAGAAGUUCCAUUAAGCCACAAAGGAAAACUGAUGGUGACAGAGGAAUAUAUCGAUUUCCUGUUAAAUAUAGCAAACCACAAAAUGGAGGAAAACAGCAAGAGAAUUGAAAGGUUUUACAACUGCCUACGACAUGCUUUAGAAAGAGAAACUGUUCCUAACUCACAUCCCAAGAUCAAAGAGAAAAGCAAUCCAUCAUAUACUCAUAAGAAAAAAAGAAACCCAGAGAAAGCACAUGGUAAAUGUAUUACUGAAGAAAACAAUAAAGAACCUGAAAGUGAUGAUGAUGAUCCAGGAAUCAGUGUUAAUAUCUUCCCUCAAGAUUAUUAAGAUCUGCUUCUGAAGUAUCUUAAUGGAAUAAUGUUCCUAGUAGAUAUUAUAAAGCUACUCUUUAUAAGAGUAUUUUAGUUGGUUGAGUUAAUCAGUUAUUAAUA